Rhincodon typus (whale shark) is the source of this 628-nucleotide messenger RNA. RefSeq names its product glial cells missing transcription factor 2. NCBI's taxonomy places the organism in Eukaryota, Metazoa, Chordata, Chondrichthyes, Orectolobiformes, Rhincodontidae. The transcript has 4 exons. Gene Ontology annotation, molecular function: RNA polymerase II cis-regulatory region sequence-specific DNA binding; DNA-binding transcription activator activity, RNA polymerase II-specific. The coding region runs from base 155 to 628 and encodes 157 amino acids. The record is from RefSeq and is a predicted model, not a curated record. Gene Ontology annotation, biological process: gliogenesis; regulation of transcription by RNA polymerase II. Gene Ontology annotation, cellular component: nucleus.
GUUUUGGGUCCAGUGACCCUUCUUCAGAACAGCAUAAUUUUUCCCAUCGAUAUUCAAAUUCCCGGGUACAUGAACCGGAGAGCUAGUGGAGUCCUACGCCAGCCCAUGUCACCUUGUGUCGUUGAGCGGAGCUGAUUCCUGGCCCAGAGACAAGAUGUCCAAAGGGGACCAGUACCAAGAUACCGACUGCGUGUGUUCUUACGGGAUGAAAAUCACCUGGGACAUUAACGACCCCAAACUGCCCCAGGAUAUAAAGCAGUUUGAUACGUUCCAGGAAUGGACAGAUGGCUAUGUACGAUAUAUUUACACUGCAGAUGAUAAAAAUGCGCAAAGGCACCUUAGUGGUUGGGCCAUGAGGAACACCAACAACCACAACUGCCAAAUCCUGAAAAAGUCCUGUCUCGGAGUGGUGAUCUGCGCCAGAAACUGCACCUUACCUAAUGGCGGCAAAUUGCAGCUCAGACCAGCUAUCUGUGACAAGGCUCGUCAAAAACAGCAGAAAAGAGUAUGUCCAAACUGCAACUCAGCACUGGAACUGAUAUCUUGUCGAGGUCACAGUGGAUAUCCAGUUACGAACUUUUGGAGACUUGAUACCAAAGCCAUAUUUUUCCAGGUAAGUGAUAUUUAG